AUGUCGCGGCUAGCGCCGAUGUCGCUGCUGACGUCGCCCCUGCUGCUACUGCUGCUACUGCUGUUGGCCGCCGCCGACGGCGCUGCGGCAUCCCUUCCCUGUCAGUCUACGAUUAUGCGUUUCGUCAAUGGGACAAUGCUUGACACGGCGAUGGUUCAGGUGCCUCUCAUCUCGCCUAAUGGUGACGGGCUCAACUUCUCAGUACUGGCCAUUGGUUGGGAUAUUGCAAUUAUGGUGCCUACGGGACUUGAUUUUGUACGAGCCGAGUUCCGGUGGUUCUUAGAGUCGGAGUUCAACGACCGCUUUGCGAUAACUGGUGGCUGCACCAUCCCCGAUUGGAACAUGAUGGUAGAAAACCAGGAGACGUACACCACCCGCUUUAACAUGGACAGCCAUUCUAUUUCUUACUUUGAAUUGAGUACCGGGCUUUGGUAUAAAUUAUACAACGCGCUUCCUUCUUGUGUGCCGGUUCCUCUAUAUUUGUUCGCUCCUGCGCCUGCUGGAAUGGAGGUUGACCACAUUUGGUUAAGUGUAGUUGUACAGCUGGACCCAUCACGGGACUUACAGGCGCUCGGAGAGACCUUGUACAACACAGUCAUGGCUAUUGAAGGCAUCUGUCCACCAAAUAUAUCAACCGGCUCUUGGAUAACUACAGGCACUGCGUACCGGGACGCGAGGGCUACUGUGACGGCACAGGCCGCUGUUGAUGGAACGAAAGCAAAUGGAACAGCAGCAUUAUUGGCGAUCAAGAACCAGCAGCAGGAUACGGCGGGCAGUCAUCGGCGUUUCAGCCUGGUCAUCAUCGCGGCAUCAGCCGUUAGCGGUGUAGUGGUUCUGAUGAUAUUGGUGGUGUUCGUGCUCGUCGUGUUGUACCGCCGCCGGCACCUCCGCAAGGAGCAGCAGCAACAGCAGACUGUGUGA
Volvox carteri f. nagariensis is the source of this 921-nucleotide messenger RNA. RefSeq lists its product as uncharacterized. Bases 1 to 921 code for a protein of 306 amino acids. The record is from RefSeq and is a predicted model, not a curated record. NCBI's taxonomy places the organism in Eukaryota, Viridiplantae, Chlorophyta, Chlorophyceae, Chlamydomonadales, Volvocaceae. The transcript is spliced from 5 exons.